AUGAAAUCAUAAGGUAAUAAAGAAAAUGUAAUAGCUAAAUAAAAUAAGAUUCCUUCUUCGUAAAAUAUUCUAUAAGAAUACAAAAAUAACAAUGGUAAAGGAACUUAAAGGUAGAACACAACUCCAUCAAAAUUAAAGAGUUAUUAUAAUUAGUUUGAAGUAAAACUUUAAAAACGAUCAAUUUCUUUCAUUGAGGAUAAAUUAUAAAAGGUAAACAAAGAACAAAAUAUUGCUUCUACCAUAUAAAUUGGUAAGGAUUAAAAUCAAUCAGAUAGUGAUUAAUCAAAGGAUUCAAUUAAUAUUUGGUAAGAAGAAUGUAAUUAUGAGGAUUUAUUUGACUUAUUUUAAUUUAGAUUUAAUAAUUCUUAUAAAACCACUGUGUAAAAUAAUGCUGCUCAAUUAAUGAAAGGCUACAAAAAGCUUUUUGGAUACAGCAUUUUUAGAACUAAUAUAGGAAAACAUCCAUUUUAUCAUAUGAAUAGAAAUAUUAAUUCAUUAAAGAGCCUUAAUGAGGAAAAGUAGAACACUAGAUACUCUAAGGUCUCUAUAAAAAUUAAAUUGCAAGAUAGCAAGAUUCCUUUUGGAAAGAUUUCCUAUUUGAAUAAUUAAAUUACAGUAUAUAAUAAUAAGGAGAAAAAAAGGUGA
This is a messenger RNA of Paramecium tetraurelia, 645 nucleotides long. RefSeq lists its product as uncharacterized. NCBI's taxonomy places the organism in Eukaryota, Ciliophora, Oligohymenophorea, Peniculida, Parameciidae. The transcript has 2 exons. The record is from RefSeq and is a predicted model, not a curated record.